Molecule: messenger RNA, 1467 nt
Organism: Laccaria bicolor S238N-H82
Lineage: Eukaryota; Fungi; Basidiomycota; Agaricomycetes; Agaricales; Hydnangiaceae
Exons: 9
Coding region: 1-1467 (488 amino acids)
Biological process (GO): protein N-linked glycosylation
Cellular component (GO): Golgi apparatus
Molecular function (GO): alpha-1,6-mannosylglycoprotein 6-beta-N-acetylglucosaminyltransferase activity
Source: RefSeq, a predicted model, not a curated record
AUGUCGUCCAAGAACACUCUCUGGGUCAGAAUCCUCAUUCUUAUCGUCGCCACUGUCUUUCUCGCUACGCUCUUUCAUCAAGCAAGAUUUGGGAACUGGAAAUCCCUCACAAACAAUUUCAGGAAGAACUCUGCCCCACUACCUGCAGCUUCAACAGAACGUUAUCGCGAAUCACCUCCGUCUCUCGAGGCGCAUUUUGUGCCACCUGACUUGGAACGUCAAGACUACCGAGAAUGGAACGCCCGUACUUUAAGAGAUCUUCAUUCGUGCAUUGCCUUGGAUAAUUGUGGGCCCAACCAGCGCAAGGUUGCCCUAUUGGCGGCUCAUUGGUUUCAGCAAGCUGUAGUGCACGGUUUCAAAGGAGGAGAAGGAAUAUGGGGGGUAUCUGUGUACAAAAACCUCCGAAGGCUGGGCUACACGACACUUUUCGCGACUAGCUUUGGUAGGACACAUUAUUAUGUCUUCCAAGACCAGUCUCUCAUGUCGUUGGCAGAGGAAGCUCUCUUCCAGUAUCGAAUGUUUCCCGACCUUGUCAAGGUCGUUAUCCGGAACAGGGCUGGGGAGUGCCACAAAGACCCUCAAUGUGUUAAAAGUCCAUCGAAUCCUACAGGAAUUCCGGCCUGGAAAAUUUUCGACUUUGAAUUCUUCCCAUCACAUGGCUGGCACGGAGGAGCUUCUCUCCUGAAGGGUAAAUGGAUUCUCUCUGCAAAUCCGGACGAUCUCUAUCAUGGUGAAGCGCCAAGCCCUAUUCAAUACCUUGGUUACUCAAUCGAAGAGGCGUGCAGUGCCAUUCCUGUCAAACCUCUCUCGGAACGCGCUGACCAAGUUUGGAUUCUCAUGAAGGAAAUCUAUUAUAUCUACAAUAUUGACGACUUCGCCUGGAACCGGUCCUACUUCUCCCUGGCGUUUCAAGAAAUAGGAACAAAAUUUGUUGGAGGGUGGGACAUGAACCAACAUUAUAAUUGGGACCCGGAAGAACAGGGAGAGAUGGUCACUAUUGAAGACAGGGAACACGGCGUGAUCAAUAAUGGUAUCCUCACUCAAUCGGAGUUCAAACAUCAAGUCGGCAACAGCAGGAUGAUGAUUGGAGUGGGCAGCCCUUGGUGGAGUCCCUCGCCAUACGACGCUUUGUGUCAAGGAGUACCAUUCCUCAAUCCUAUUAAAAGUUAUGACCAUAGUGAUCCCUGGAACAAAACGAAAUGGUACUACUCACAGCACCCAUCCCUGACUCGUUACGACCCUCCAUAUGUCUACAACGUCCACUAUCAAGAUUAUGCUGGAUUUGUCAAUGCCGUUAAAGCAGCUUCUACAACGGAGAUAGGGAGAUUUAUCCCUGAGCAUAUGACCGAGACGGCGGUCCAGGAUCGCCUUGUCCUCCUGAUGGAAACUGACUGGAAAACACGAGCGGAGGUUCUACUAGCGGAACGACUGAAGGAAGGGGGGGAUGCAUAUGUCUUUGAGAUUUAG